Molecule: messenger RNA, 3261 nt
Organism: Chara braunii
Lineage: Eukaryota; Viridiplantae; Streptophyta; Charophyceae; Charales; Characeae
Source: the annotation of a GenBank genome assembly
GUGCGUACUGUUCUGUACCUUCCGUACAUUCGUACAGUACGUGCAGUCCGUACUGCUUGUGCUGUUCGUUUUGUACGCAGGGUUGCUCUACGAGGAGAGAGCGAGAAGUUGCCCAAGCGCGUCUGUUUAUUUUCUGGACUGCAAUUAUUUUCAAUAUUUGUUUGUUGUCGAAGAGAGGGCUGUUUGUUACCCGUUUAGGAAAUAUAGUUAUCGGAACAGCAGGAGUCAUGAUGAUGGUGUUUUCUCUUUGGAUGUUGAGAGAUUGGAAAAAUCAUCACCAUCCAUCUCCUCCCUCUCUUCCUCCUCCUGUUUCUUUCGACGCUGCAAGAGAGGUUAGGGAUUUUACUACUCCCAUUUAUUUUGGGCGAUCUGAUUCUUUGACGAGUCCGGCAGACGGCGCACAAAGGCGGCGAUCGGGCGGCUCUGGGACCAAAGGAUGGCACUCCGGCGACAAAGGCGGCGGUGAAGUGUCAGACAGGUCGUCGUCUGCUGUCACAAAAUGGAGUGUUGUGAACGUGGGUGGUGUGCUUCUUCCCAUUAAAGGCAUAAUAAAUCGAGGCGCUGUCUCCACCUCCUCCUCUUCCUCCUCUUCCUCCUCUUUCACUUCGUCAUCUUCUAAAUCGGCCGGGAUCGGGAUCGGAGUGUCUCCCUAUCAACGUAUAGACUGGCGGAUUCCAGACAUUCCGAAGCCAGACUUCGACAAACUUCCAGCUACCUGGUUCAUUUUUACAUUUCUUGCACUUGGAGUCUUCACGUUUGUGGUGUCAUUUGUCGGCCUGAUUGCCACGGACUGCCAAAACGACUGCUGCUUGUGUCUCUACAUAUUUGGUUUGGUGCUUCUGGUGGCUGGCCAUGGAAUGCUGGUGGCAGCUGUUAUCACAGACAAACACUUGGAUAAGGACAUUCCAAAGGACCCGACGGGGGAGGUGGAAAAAGCGAAGGAAUAUGUUCUUAAUCAUAAGAAGAUCUGUAUGAUCCUGAUGGGUGUUGUCCUUGGUGCUGAGAUGCUCACGCUCAUUUUUUCGAUCAUACUUAAGACAGCCUGUGGAGGGAGGAGAAGGUACCGAAGGGGGUCGUCAAGGGCGCUACAGGCACCACUACUUCCAGAAACGGACGCAGACAUUGUAGGCAAUACCUUGGGGCCAGCUGCAGCUGGACAGUCAGCUGGGGUCGCCACCCGUGCGCUGGAUUAUGCCGUCGAACCAGAGUACGAGUAUCUUCCCCAAGCAGGCGAAGUCAACAAGACAGAGGCUGUCCCCCAUCGUGUCACACCUGGGUAUGACUCACUCGCGGGGAAGACGAUGCAAGAUGUAGUUUCCAUUUCUCGGCAAUCAACGUCAUCAGGAUCGCCGCGGAUGCUGCCAACCGACGGGGUGGUGCUGGUCACUCGUCGUUCUCCUAGACUUGUUCGGGAUGCGAUCUGGGUUCUGAACAACCAUGAUGUUCCAGUACGGGUUUGUCUUCACAACAAGAAACACGAGUAUUGCUUCCACAAGGAGGAGAUCAACCCUGGAUGCGCACGGCCGAUGUCCUGUUCGGCGUUGCGGAGCAUCAAACUCUACGUUCACUUGAUGACGACCAACAAGCAACGGCACAAUCUCCCGGUGUAUGGGGUCAUUCUCAGCAGCUUCAACAACAGCAUGAGGCCUGGCGCGAGUGCGAACUCCAUCAUGGUCUCGCUUUCACAUAUCACGAAAUGGGAUGCGUUUACCGCAGAUUCAAGAUUCCAGUACCAUUACUCCUUCCCCGGAGGCUUCAAGCCAACAGUUGAGGCAGUCGAAGAUCCAUACGCUGGCGAAUGCCGGAUAUUACACGGGACGAUGGGUGAGACGCAGAGUCAGCAGGAUGCAACGGACAGUCAGGAAGACAUGUUCGAGAACGAGAUCCUGACCGCGGUUGAGGAUAUCUCAUCACCUUCACAGACAGGAGGAGAUUUCUCUUCCUCAAUGGAAGUAUCGCGACCGGCGGAUCAGAGCCAGUGGAACACAAACACGGGGAAAAGUUUUACGUCAACUACGAGCGGGAUCGUAAAUAGUACCUUUUCUCAAGCUCGGUGAGCGUCGGCGUGAAAGAACCGGUCAGUGUUCUCUUCUUACAGAAUGGUCUUUAACAACGAACGCCUGUCGACCGAGCUAUCUAUCUAUCUAUCUAUCUGUUGAGCACACGGAGCAUUGCCAAAUGUGCGUACUCCAUUUCUCAAUAUCUAUUUACACCAUCAUCUCUUUGUCUUUGCAUUUAUACCCGGGACAUCGUUAGGUCUGUUCUCUCGAUGUUUAACAACUUAACGAUGUAUCUGAGUAUAAAUGCAACCGGAUACAUCGUUAAGUUGGUUUCAGCUGGUCUCAGACUCUCCUUAGACUUGUUCUCAGAUGGUUUCAGACUGGACUCAGACUGGUUUGAGACUGUUCUCAGAUGUUGUCAGACGUAUUCUUACACCGUUCUCAGUCGGACUUUUAUAGACUUUUCCCAGAGUCAUGGUUAUCACACAUCGGUUGUUCUCAGAGUUUCUCAGUUCUGAGGCUUGUCUUCGGCUGUUUUCAGAUUGACUCUGUACUGAGACUUUCUAUUCCCUCGAUGCUUUCCGAAUGGAAGGUUCUUGCAAGAGUGAGUGGGAAUGGAUUACUAGAAGGCAGGAUCUCCGACAGACUUCAACCUUUUGCACGACGCGUAGACGAUUUGGGAACCCGGGCAAAUACCAGGAUCAUCGAGUUUCUGGCCAUGAUGCAAUCGACUGCAGGGGCGCCACGUUUCAUAUAUCGUCUAGGGAAAGUGAUUUGGGAGCGUGAGUGUCAUUGUUUUGUUUGUCGCUACGCCGUGACACGUGCUGUGUCCCUCUGACAGACUCUUCAGACCGGUAAGGAAACGUGAUUUGGGAGAGCGAGUGGCGUUGCCGCUGCGCCGUGGCUCAUGCUGUGUCUCUCUGGCAGAUUCUUCAGAGCUGUAAACGUGGCGGGGAAUCUCUGUGGGUUGCGCUAGAAAUAUGGCGUAAUGGCGGUUGAAGCACGCAGCCCCUUGCCUCAAUAGGAGGCAAGCAUGCGAGUUAUCAGCGAGACGGGUCGGAUAGAGAUGUGGGAAGAAAGACAGUGAAAGGAAUAUAAGCAGGAGGAUGACGAAGGAGGAAGGAGAAGGUGUCAAGAAGUAUCAGGAGAAGAAGGAGAUGGUGUGGAGACUCCUCAGACAAAGCAUAGGUGGAUGUUGGGUAGAAGUUCAUAUAAAGCUUCAGAGUUAAAAACUGGGAAUGGAUAAAGUGUAUGUAGAUAG